Molecule: messenger RNA, 1625 nt
Organism: Triticum dicoccoides
Lineage: Eukaryota; Viridiplantae; Streptophyta; Magnoliopsida; Poales; Poaceae
Product: zealexin A1 synthase-like
Exons: 2
Coding region: 1-1527 (508 amino acids)
Molecular function (GO): iron ion binding; monooxygenase activity; heme binding
Source: RefSeq, a predicted model, not a curated record
AUGGAGUCGUUGCAGCUCUACCAGCUCCUCCUCCCUCUCCUGGCCAUUGUCGUCCCUCUCCUAUGCCUCAACCGCGCGGUGCGCCGACGCCGGCACCGCGAGGGCGCCCGCCUGCUGCCUCCGUCUCCGUGGGCACUUCCGGUCAUCGGCCACCUCCACCACCUCGUGGGUGAUCUGCCGCACCGCGCCAUGCGCGACCUGGCGCGACGCCACGGCCCUCUCCUGCUGCUCCGCCUCGGCGGCCUCCCCAUCGUGGUCGCCUCCUCAGCGGACGCCGCGCGCGAGGUCAUGGUGGCGCGCGACGUCGACUUCGCCACGCGCCCCAUCAGCCGCAUGAUCCGUCUCUCCAUCCCCGAGGGAGCAGAGGGGAUCGUCUUCGCGCCGUAUGGCGACAAGUGGCGCCAGAUCCGCAAGAUCUGCACCGUCGAGCUGCUGAGCGCCCGGCGCGUCCAGUCCUUCCGGCCCGUGCGCGAGGAGGAGGCCGGCCGGCUGCUCCAGGCGGUGGCGGCGGCCGCCGCGUCGUCUACCCCGGUGAACCUCAGCCAGCGGCUGUCGGCGUACGCGGCCGACUCGGCGGUGCGCGCCAUCAUCGGGAGCAGGUUCAAGGACCGGGAUAAGUUCCUGGUGAUGCUGGAGCGCGGGAUCAGGCUGUUCGCCAGGAUGAGCUUGCCGGACCUCUACCCGUCGUCGCACCUCGCCAUGCUCGUCAGCCGGAUGCCGGGCCGGAUGAAGCGGCACCAGGAAGAAGGUGCCGCGUUCAUGGACGCCGUCGUCCAGGAGCACCAGGAGAACAGAGCAGCCGAUGACGACAAGGAGGACUUGCUCGACGUGCUCCUGAGGAUCCAGCGGGAAGGCCACCUGCAGUUCCCCAUGUCCAUUGACAACAUCAAGUCGGCCGUCGGGGACAUGUUCGCCGGGGGCAGUGACACGUCGGCAACCACGCUGAUCUGGACCAUGGCCGAGCUCUUGAAGAACCCCAGGGUGAUGCGGAAGGCGCAAGACGAGGUCCGGCGAGCCCUCGCCGGACAACCCAAGGUGACAGAGGACUCCCUAGGCGGCCUCAACUACAUGCGCCUGGUGAUCAAGGAGGUGCUCCGGCUGCACCCUCCGGCGCCGCUGCUGCUUCCGCGGGAGUGCAUGAACGACUGUCAGGUCUUGGGCUUCGACGUGCCCAAGGGGACCAUGGUGCUCGUCAACGCCUGGGCCAUCAGCAGAGACCCUGCCCACUGGGACGCCGCCGAGGAGUUCAUACCGGAGAGGUUCGAGCGCGGCGAGAUCGACUUCAAGGGGGCGGACAUGGAGUACACGCCGUUCGGGGCGGGCCGGCGGAUGUGCCCCGGGAUGUCGUUCGGCUUGGCCAACGUUGAGCUCGCUCUCGCCGGGCUGCUGUACCAUUUCGACUGGGAACCGCCGGGAGGGGCGGAGGCCGGGGAGCUCGACAUGACGGAGGAGAUGGGAGUCACCGUGAGGCUGCGUCGUGACCUUCUGCUUGUUCCGGUGGUCCGAGUGCCCUUACCACUAGACUAGUGGCUAGCCAGGUUCUCCUAAUCAGCAGGCAUUAGUAGGUAGCGCAAACCUCUCUUUUUUUGUCAAGUCUCCGUUUGACUGUGGCUUCGUUAUGUCUC